Rhagoletis pomonella (apple maggot) is the source of this 3093-nucleotide messenger RNA. RefSeq lists its product as uncharacterized. The coding region runs from base 1 to 3093 and encodes 1030 amino acids. Gene Ontology annotation, biological process: proteolysis. The record is from RefSeq and is a predicted model, not a curated record. Lineage: Eukaryota; Metazoa; Arthropoda; Insecta; Diptera; Tephritidae. Gene Ontology annotation, molecular function: aspartic-type endopeptidase activity. The transcript has a single exon.
AUGGAAACAUACAUUCGCUUAGCUGACUCGGUUAUUGAAUUCGAUAUCGAAUUUCUUGGCACACCCACAAGUGAACACACCAAGCAUUCGCUGAAAAUUCAGCAAGAGGAGCUAAAGGUGAUGUGGGAGAAAGCCAAAGCACUUUUUGAUGACUUGCUGGCUACGGAAUCAAUUGGUGCUAAAGAUCUAAGUUCGAUACGUAAGAAAGGAAAAACGUGCUAUGCAGCUUUUGUGCGAUGUAUGUCCAAAAUAAACGAUUUGUCGGAAAAAUUUUCAAAAACCGAAAAGGAAGAUGAGGACAUGUCAGCCACACAGCAUAAUUUACACCUACCGCCUUGUGAUAUCGACGCAUUCAAGGGCGAUUAUUUGUCAUGGCCAACAUUUCGUGACAUGUUCACGGCUAUAUAUAUAUUGAACAAGCGGCUGACACCCAUUCAAAAGCUUUACUAUCUUAGUCAGAAAACGCAGGGUGAAGCCAAAGAAAUUGUUAAGAAAUGCGACCUGACAAAUUAUGGGUUUAAUAUAGCCUGGAAGAAUUUGUGCGAUAGGUAUGAGAAUAAAAGGAUCCUAGUUAACACCCAGUUGAAGAUCCUCUUCAAUCUACAGGCGGUGGAAACUGAAUGCGGGAGUGCAAUUAAAAGAUUGCAAAGGGAUAUAAACAAUUGCAUAUCUUCCCUGGAGAGUCAUAAAAUUGACAUUUCAACCUGGGAUCCAAUAAUUACAUACCUUUGCUCCACAAAAUUACCAGAAGAGACUCUUUCGCUGUGGGAGCAAUUAGUGCAAACUAAAACAGAUAUUUCCAAGUGGGCUGACAUGGACCAAUUCUUGUCAAGCAGAUUCCAAACUUUGGAAUCGGUCUCGGGGUUGAGAGGAAUCAAGGUUUCAAAAAUUUCAAAAGGGUUAAGUCAUAAGCAUUCCUCUGAACCGCCACAAAAGAAACUUGGCACUUUUCAAACUAGUGUAAGCAAAUUUACUUGCAAAAUGUGUCAAAGCAAUGAUCGCAGACUGCAUAUGUGCCAAAAAUUCUUAAAUAUGUCGACAUCUGAUAGGAUCGCUUUUAUUAAAACCAACAAUAGUUGGUUUAACUGCCUGUCCUUUGGGCAUGCGGUGUCGAAAUGCACAAGUUCCUACAACUGUGCCAAUUGCCAUUCUCGACAUCACACCCUACUUCAUAUACAGGCGGCUCCAGGUAAAACAACGACAAAGGAGAAUACAGCCAAUCCAGUUAACAAUGGUGCAUCGACAUCCAGGCAGGCACAAUUACGAAACCAAUCUUCAAAGGGAAAAGGUAAAGCAGUCAGACAUGUGCAAACACAUCACGCGAAUUCAAGCAAAGGCGUUUUACUUGGGACAGCUCGAGUAAAUAUUCAUUUUAAUGGUACUAACUUUGCGGCAAGAGCGUUAAUUGACUCUGGCUCUGAGUGUUCCUUCAUCACGGAGAGGCUCAGACGCAGAAUCAACUUGCCGACCAAGAAGAUGUUAGCACAGGUUUCGGGCAUCAAUAAUUCUGUUUCAGCGCAGGUGAAAGAAGCGUGUUCGAUUCAAUUGUGGUCACCAAUUGACCCACUUAUUUCUAUUGAUGCCCUUGUGUUAGUUCUACCAAAUCUGACAGGGAAUUUGCCUACUUGCCUACUCACACAACAAGUUUUUCCUGAUCUGGUUUUGGCAGAUAAAAGGUUUUUUGUGAAUGAACAAGUCGAUCUGGUUCUUGGAGGAGACAUAUAUCCUCAAAUAAUAUUAGGUGGAAUUAAGAAGAACGUUCUCAGUACUCUCUUAGCGCAAGAAACAGUAUUCGGUUGGAUACUGACUGGUCGUGCUGAUGCAGCCAGCCCAACCAGCAAUAAUCGAGUUUCAUUUUACAAUGAGGUUGCCCUUGAUAGACAGUUAUGCUCAUUCUGGGAACUGGAGGAUUUGCCGAGAAACAGAGCACCAACAACCGAAGAAACACAGUGUGAGGAGCUCUACAAGCGUACAACCAAACGGAACCCAGACGGAAGGUAUAUCGUUUCGCUUCCAUUCAAAGCGGAGUUCCCGGCUGAUACCAAAUUGGGGCCAUCACUGAGAAUAGCGUGCUCGCAAUUCUACAAAAACGAGACACGCCUCAAGAAAAAUCCAGAUUUGCAUGCGGAAUACAACAGGGUCAUACUAGAGUACGAGACAAUGGGGCAUAUGUCGAAAAUCAAUGCACUUCAGUCGGCCGAUGCAAUCGACAAUUACUAUCUGCCUCAUCAUGCCGUGAUAAAAGAAGAAAGUAUAUCAACAAAGGUUCGGGUGGUUUUUAAUGCUUCGUCUUCUUCAGCGAAUGGGGUCAGCUUGAACGAUGUUCUUUUACCAGGGCCAGUUCUUCAAGCUGAUUUACCAAUUUUGAUUCUCCGCUGGAGACUUUUUAGGUACGUCUUCAAUAGCGAUAUUGAGAAGAUGUACAGGCAAAUUCUCGUGGAUGCCAACCAGACGAAGUACCAGAGAUUAGUCUUCCGUACGGGUCCAAACGAACCAAUCGGUCUUUAUGAAUUAAAAACGGUUACUUUCGGUAUAAACUGUGCGCCUUAUCUGGCGAUAAGGACAUUACUUCAGCUAGCUAAUGAUUCAGAAAAUUCCCAUCCGAUAGCUUCGAAUAUUUUACGGAAAAAUAUGUAUGUCGAUGAUGUUCUUGCGGGCGGACAUACUAUAGACUCCACGUUACAGGCUAGGGAUGAGGUUUCUACAGUUUUGAAAUCAGCUGGAUUCCCUUUGCGAAAAUGGACCUCGAAUUGUGACAAAAUACUACAGGGCAUACCAAAACCACAUCUUUUAAGCGAAGAUUUCUUAGAAUUCGAGGACACUAGCAGUGUAAAAGCAUUAGGUAUCAGGUGGAAUGCGCAUUCCGACCAAUUUUAUUUCAUAACCAAGACCAUAGACGAUAACAUCACGCCAACAAAAAGAGCGAUAUUGUCAGCCAUCGCCAAACUAUUCGACCCGUUGGGUUGGCUAGCUCCAAUAAUAAUAGUUGCAAAAAUACUUAUGCAGAAUAUAUGGUUGGAGGGUACAAAGUGGGACGAAACGGUCUCCGUUCCAACCUUAGAUAGGUGGCACAAUUUCACAAAAAAAUUAUAA